AUGGUGACUACACAACAGGAGAAGGAACCAGGCCUGCCAGCGGGAAAUUCGCAGGAAAAUCCCACCACGCACGAGCUACCCAAUCAAGAGGACCCUCACAAAGGGGAGAGAAUCGGUCCGGGGGAGCAGUCUCUGGGCGACGAAGUCCCUCAGACCCAGCCGGACGAAUUCCCCCCCAACAUAAUGGAGGUCGCGGCGCAACUGUGCGAAUUCCUGAAAUCAGGUCGGACGAUCGGGGGAAAACCACCGGAAGAUGAGCCACGAAAGAAAGAGGCCCCCGCCGGACGAGAAGGCGUAGGCGAAAACUAUGAUCCAACCUCGAGUCAGGAUCGGGAGCAUCGAGAUGUAGAAAUAAGUAACCUCGCCAGGGAACUAAAAGACCUCCGGAAAAAGAUGGAGGGAGGAAGGGAUCAGCCGAUGGCACGUUCCCUCCUAUCCGCCAAUCCGUUCACUUUAGAGAUACAGGAAUAUUGCGCCCCUAAAAAUCCGUUCACUUUAGAGAUACAGGAAUAUUGCGCCCCUAAAAACUUUCAAUGCCCGGUAAUGCCCACAUACGAUGGAACAGAGGAUCCCAAAUGCCCGGUAAUGCCCACAUACGAUGGAACAGAGGAUCCCAGUGACCACCUGAUCGACUUCCAAGCAAAAAUGAUGAUAUUAGGAGCAGAAGACCCAAUGUACUGUAGGGUAUUCUUUUUGACACUGAAGGGGGCAGCACAACAAUGGUUUUUAUCACUACCACCUCGGACUAUUGAUUGUUUCGAAACCCUGGGCGAGCAAUUCCUGACAUACUUUGCGGGGAGUAUAAAGACUAAAAGGCACUUCACAGCCUUAACCGCCGUACAACAAGGGGAGACGGAGACCUUAAAGGAAUUCCUCGGAAGGUGGAAAAAAGAAAUACAAACGGUGGAAGGUCUGGAUGACCGGACAGCCAUAACAUUAUUUAUGGAAGCCUUAAAAGUUGGCGAUCUGUUCGCAAGUCUCCGAACUGAUACCCCAGAGACAUACGCUCAGGCCAUACAAAGAGCAAACAGAUACGCCGAAACAGAGAAGGCCUUACGACAAAAACAGAGGCGGCGAGAGAAACGCCCGUUAGAGGAAACGAGAACGCGUCCAGUGGAUCGAUCGUCGAAACGAAGGGAUAGGAUCAAUCGUAGCCACCCGCCGGUAGCCCACCGACCCCGGGUCAUCCCUACCCUGGGGGCAAGGGCGGUGCAUGAGAUACACCCGCCUCGGGUAAGGGAGGAUCCCCCACCACAAAACCCCGCGACAGUAGUCAACCACGUACCGGUAAGACAGGGGAAGUACUGCAGAUUCCACGAAUCCCCAACCCAUAGCACGGAGGAAUGCACCACCUUGCAGAAAGAACUAGAUGGAUUGAUAGAAAAGAGAAUAGCCCUCAAACGAAACAUGGGACGACCGCCCCCGGGAGGCCGACAGCCUCGAGGGCCGAAUCAGUGGCAAAGACAAACGGAGAGACCCAGGCAGGAGAGAAGGCCCGUGGGACGGGAGGCCGAAGCGCAACCCGAGACCCCUAGGAUGGCAAGGGAGCCCCAAGAGGAGCAAGACGAUCGUAGCAGAAAACACAACAAACUCGUAAUCCACAUGAUUUGCGGAGGACCAGUCGGUGGGGACAGCACUCGGGAAUGGAAACGCUGGGCCAGACAAUUAUACAUAGGGGCAGUACAGCAUAAAGCACCGCCCAAAAAGGGCCGGAGAGACCCCAUUAUCUUCUCAGAUGACGACUUACCCGAGGGGCCAACCCCGCACAGGGACGCCAUCCUGAUUGCAAUGGACGUCAACGGGGCCACAGUUCGAAGGGUAUUCGUAGACACGGGCAGCAGCGUCAAUGUCAUGUAUCUCGAAACCUUCACCAAGCUGGGACUAACCAAGGAGAACCUGCACCAAGUGAGAACACCUCUUGCGGGAUUCACAGAGAACCUGCACCAAGUGAGAACACCUCUUGCGGGAUUCACAGGAGAUCUGCACCAAGUGAGAACACCUCUUGCGGGAUUCACAGGAGAUAGCAUAGAGCCGGAAGGAUGCAUCACCCUGCCUAUAGAGAUCGGAGAAUACCCUAGGGUGCGAGCUAUAAACAUGGAAUUUGUGGUGGUGGACUUGAAAUCAGCACACAACGUGAUAUUGGGAAGACCGGGUUUGGAGGACCCAGGAGCCGUAGUAUCGCUCGAGCACUUAUGUCUGAAAUUUCGAACACCAGAAGGAAUGGGGAUCGCUAGAUGUGAUCGCCAAGCAGCACGAUCCUGUUAUCUCCUCACAUGUCGCCAGAUAGGGAGCCGAGAUCUACAAGUGCAAACCAUCACAGAAAGGACCACAAAGGAAGAAGCCAGAGACAGGCCAGAACCCGCCGCAGAAUUAGAAGAAGUAGCCUUAGAAAGCUCGAAGCCCGAUCAAAGGGUCUGA
This is a messenger RNA of Ipomoea triloba (trilobed morning glory), 2418 nucleotides long. RefSeq lists its product as uncharacterized. The record is from RefSeq and is a predicted model, not a curated record. The transcript has a single exon. Lineage: Eukaryota; Viridiplantae; Streptophyta; Magnoliopsida; Solanales; Convolvulaceae. The coding region runs from base 1 to 2418 and encodes 805 amino acids.